Neodiprion fabricii is the source of this 2136-nucleotide messenger RNA. RefSeq names its product thymus-specific serine protease-like. The coding region runs from base 84 to 1535 and encodes 483 amino acids. The record is from RefSeq and is a predicted model, not a curated record. NCBI's taxonomy places the organism in Eukaryota, Metazoa, Arthropoda, Insecta, Hymenoptera, Diprionidae. The transcript has 11 exons. Gene Ontology annotation, biological process: proteolysis. Gene Ontology annotation, molecular function: dipeptidyl-peptidase activity; serine-type exopeptidase activity.
UUGGAGUUAUCAGUAAUUCUGUCACUCUAGUCGAGAGAAGGGUGGACACUCAUUUUCCUAAUCCUGCCAGACCAGUCAAGAAAAUGAGACGCCCUUCGGUUUGGCUGCUCUCCGUGGCGACAGCUGCGCUGCUAAUUAACUCUGGAGAUGCCUUCGGGUCCCGCAGUUUCUGGUUCGAAGGACUGCCGGAUCCUCCAGCUGCCAGAUCCGCCGGGACGCCAAGCAUUGCGUGGAUAGAGCAGCCAGUCGACCACUUCAAUCCCCGUGAUAAUCGAACGUGGUCCAUGAGAUACUACGAGAAUGAUCAGUUCCUUUCCGAAUCGAAUGCCCCAAUCCUCAUAAUGAUCGGUGGAGAGUGGGAAAUCACUCCAGGGUGGCUGCGAUCCGGUCAGAUGUACAACCUUGCUUCGACUUAUGGUGCGAUGAUGUACUAUACGGAGCAUCGAUACUAUGGUGAAAGUUAUCCAACCAAUAACACGAGCUCCGAGAAUCUGCAGUACCUAAACGUGGACCAGGCCCUAGCAGAUCUGGCCUACUUCAUCGAGAUCGUGAAGAAACAGAGAAACCUUGAAAACAGUACGGUCGUGCUUUUCGGUGGUUCAUACGCCGGAAACAUGGCAGCUUGGGCUCGAAUAAAAUACCCUCAUCUGAUAAAGGGUGCUCUGGCCAGCAGCGCUCCCAUUCUUGCGAAAGCUGACUUUUACGAAUACUACGAGGUUGUCACGGUGGCUUUGUCCAGGUACAGUACUCAGUGCUCUGUAGAUGUAAACGACGCCUUCCUGGCCGUGGAAGAGCUACUGCAAACCAGCACCGGUCCCGAGACGCUGAAGAGAUUUUUCAACCUCUGUAACGACAUCGAUACGUCUUCCUGGCAAGAUGUGGCUUCCCUGUUGAACACGCUUGCCGGGGUUUUCGCUGGAGUCGUUCAGUACGACGCGGUUGAUUCCACGGGGCAGUCGAGCGUCGGAAGGAUGUGCGACGUUAUGACGGCGACGUAUCUAGGCUCGCCUCUCCAGCGUUUGGCGUACUUGACGAGCUGGUCCACCUGCGUCGACACCAGCUACGCGAGCUUGGUUGAGGCCUACAUCAACGAGGACUGGAACUCUUAUGCAGCUACCAGUGCAAUGCGGCCAUGGUACUACCAAACAUGUACCGAGUACGGCUACUACCAAACGGCAAACUCCGACAAGUCCGUCUUUGGCACCCUGUUUCAGAUUGAAUUCUUCACCGAACUCUGCAAAGACCUCUACGGUGACUACUACAACGAGUAUCUCCUCGACUCCGCCGUCACCAGGACGAAUAUCGUAUACGGUGGGCUUAGACCGGAGGUGACAAACGUUAUAUUUACGAACGGAGAUCUCGACCCUUGGCACGCUCUCUCGGUCCUCGAGGAUCUGAACGAGUCGUCACCAGCAAUUCUGGUUAUGGGAACCUCUCACUGCCAAGAUCUCUACAGCGACCUCUCAACGGACUCCGCAGAGAUGACCGCAGCCAAGGCCAGAGUCCGUGAACUAGUUGGCCAAUGGUUAUCCUAAGCCCUUUCUUCCUUUUCUAUCGGCACUCCCUGGCACGAUUUUUCGGCUUAUCGUUAUACAUCUUACAAUUUGAUUUUUCUGUUAUACAUUGCAAAAGAAUGUAAAGCUUAAUAAACGUUGAAAGAAGUUGAAGAGUAAUAAAUUUCUGUUCGACUGAGUACAAAGAAGAUCAUCCUCUAGUGGUCGGAGAAGAAACACUGAAUUAAUGUGAAAUAAUAAUAAGUCAUGACGAUUAAGUAGGUGGGUCAAGAAAGUUUUAAAGACACACCGUUGGAAGAAAAAAAUCUUUUAUUAAAUCUAAAAACAUAUGUAAAAACACAUUAAGUCGUUGUAUUAAAUUCUAAGCCUAAUUUUACCGCGCUUCACGGAGCGAGACUUCUGUACAAAUGCUUGUCCGGUGUGCUGCGAUAAGCAUUAAUUAUAAUUCCACGGUAGAACGAUGAUAUCUAGAGCCAAAAGAACGUACGUAACACUACUGCUAUCACGCCAACGUUAUAAACAUACCUGUAAUUACCAUCUUAUAACACAACAGUGUCAAGUUCGUUCCCAAUUUACCGACCGAUGCAAUGUUCCGAGGAUCUAUUUGGCCCUUCCCUACUCG